GGAAGUCUUCGGGAUAGAGCAGCGGCGAAGGGGCGGUGGUGGGCGGUUAGAUUUGAAUCGUCUAUAUCGGAGGUCGUUGAACCACGGUGGAGAUUAGGCGUUCGCGGCGGGGAUGGAUGGAUGGGAGAAAGCGAAGUGGCGAAGGGACGGUGGAUCCGCCCUCAGAAGUCCGCAUACCCGCCAAGGUCGGACCACGCAAACACCGAGGGCCAACACACGGAGCCACCCACGUGCCNCCCGUCGCUGACCGCCCUAAUCUCCAUCGCGUCGCAUUUCCUCUCGCGCUUCAAUGACCUCCAGUAUAGGCGAUUUAGAUCUAACCUCCCACAUUCGCCACUUCGUCGCCGCUCUAUCCCAAAGACUUCCGCCUCCGCCCACACACCCAUCCCCGCCGCAGAUCGCCUAAUCUUCGUCGCGUCUUAUUUCCUCUCGCUAUUCAACAGCCUACAGCACGGG
Striga asiatica is the source of this 456-nucleotide messenger RNA. The record is from the annotation of a GenBank genome assembly. Lineage: Eukaryota; Viridiplantae; Streptophyta; Magnoliopsida; Lamiales; Orobanchaceae.